Messenger RNA from Rhineura floridana, 4056 nucleotides. RefSeq lists its product as uncharacterized. Gene Ontology annotation, molecular function: nucleic acid binding. The coding region runs from base 1 to 1467 and encodes 488 amino acids. The transcript has 2 exons. NCBI's taxonomy places the organism in Eukaryota, Metazoa, Chordata, Lepidosauria, Squamata, Rhineuridae. The record is from RefSeq and is a predicted model, not a curated record.
AUGCGGGCCUCCGCAUCAGCGUCCGUCUUCUCCAGGGCAGCAAUGAUGUGGCUGGAUGAUCUUCUAGAGGACCCUAACCCUGAUCCUGCUUCUCUUAGAAGGUCACUCAUAAAAUUGCGCAAGACAGCGGUGUUUGUAGCGGAUGCCACUCUGGAUGCCACUCAACUGGGGGCACGAGCCAUGACGGCUCAGAUAGUCGCUCGACGGACCCUCUGGCUUCGCCAUUGGCAGGCUGAUCCUACGUCCAGAGGGAAUCUCUCUAGGGCACCUUACUCCGGAUCUUUGCUCUUCGGCGAGGAAGCUCUAAAGGCAGUGCUGGUCGAUCCCAAAGACGCUCACAAACCGGUCUUGGCCACUGUCAAGAACAUCGACCAUAGGCCUUUCAGGCGAUUUCCCCCUUUCCGCACUAACCAGCCCUUUCGAAGACCGCAGCCAGGAGGACGAGGCCGCGACUUCAGAUCCUAUGACUCCAGUACUUUCAGGGGAACCUGGAACCGUCGUUUCCACGGCAGAGGCCCACGGCUGGCUUGUCAACUUCGACAAAAGCCAUCUCCAACCAACCCAACGCCUACUACAUCUAGGGGCAAUGUUGGACACCCUGCAGGCAAUGGUCUUCUUGGCUCCAGAUCACAUCACUGCCAUCACAAGCAUUGCAAGGUCCCUGAUACAACAAACAUCCGCAGACAUCAUGCUUCUCGCCAGAGCGCUCGGGAUGUUCAUCUCUACAAUCCACAUUGUGCCAUGGGCUCGAGCCCUCACUUGGCACCUUCAAUGGACUCUGUUGCCAUUUCAACAGGACAUUGCCAGCUCCAACCAUCGCAAAGUUCGUUUGAGCCCUGCACUGCGCCUCUCCUUCCGCUGGUGGACCAAGGUUCAACACCUCUCCAGGGGCACGUCGUUCAGAGAACCCCGCAGAACCGUUGUAACCGCAGAUGCCAGCCUCAUCGGUUGGGGAGCCCACUCAACUCCCAGUACGUUCAAGAGGUUUGGUCCACCGCAGAGCAAACUCAAAGCAUCAACUGGCUGGAGCUAAAGGCUGUCCACUUAGCUCUACGUCAUUUUCAGUCUCUGUUCCCUUUGGACCAUGUGCUCAUUCGAACAGACAACAUGUGUGUAAAAUCACAUUUGAACAGACAGGGGGGCACCAGGUCUCGUCCUCUGCAGGACUUAGCCUCCCUCAUCUUUGUCUGGGCAGAACAACAUCUACAAUCCCUGAAAGCAGAACAUCUCAGAGGGAUUUGGAAUGUGAUAGCAGACUGGCUCAGCAGACAACAAGUCUUUCCGGGAGAAUGGAAACUUCAUCCAGACAUUUUCCAUCGUCUCCAGUGUCGCUUCGGUGCCUUCUCAGUCGACCUGUUUGCUUCCAGUCACAAUUGCCAGCUUCCCAGGUACUUUGCCCGAUACCUGGACUCAACAGCGGAAGCAGUGGAUGCUCUGACGACACCUUGGCCAGACGGUCUCUUGUAAGCCUUUCCUCCCAUACCAUUGCUAGCCAAAACCUUGAGGAAGGCGCGAACCGAGAGGGCACAGCUGGUUCUGAUAGCACCAUUUUGGCCACGCCGACCGUGGUUCUCAGAUCUUCUGGCAAUGUCAAUGGUGGAUCCUUGGACACUUUCAGUCAGGCCAGACCUCCUAUCCCAGGGUCCAGUACUGCACCAGGACCCUACUUGGCUCAAUCUAACAGUGUGGCGUUUGAACGGGGACAUUUGAGGUCAGCUGGACUGUCUGACGCUGUGAUUGAUAUUAUUUUGGCCUCGAGAAGACCAUCUACUACUCGUAUUUAUCAACAUACCUGGGUGGCUUUCUCCAAGUGGUGUCAGUCACACCACCAUGAUCCAUCCCAGGCCACUGUGCAUCAGGUGCUGCAAUUUCUCCACAGCGGCUUUAUGAUGGGACUUCGACCCAACACUCUAUGUCGACAUGCGUCCACUCUGUCGUCCAUUCUCUCAGUGUCCUCUCCUGGAGAUCAUAUUUCCUCACAUCCGUUCAUCAAACGUUUUUUGAGGGGAGUCGCCCUACGCUCUCCAGCUGUUGUCCAUCGGUUCCCCUCAUGGAGUUUGCCGAAGGUUCUGCAGGCUUUGCAACGCCCUCCGUUUGAACCCAUCAGGACUGUGCCCCUACGUAUGCUGUCCUUCAAGGUCUUGUUUCUGAUCGCAAUCACAUCGGCCAGACGCGUUUCGGAGUUGGGCGCAUUGUCUUCUGCUCGACACCUCUGCGUCUUCCAUAAGGACUUUGUUGUACUGAAGACUGAUCCUUUCUUCCGUCCCAAGGUCGAUUCAGUUUUUCAUUGCAACCAGGACAUUGUUUUGCCUUCCUUUUGCCCGAAUCCUAUCCAUCCUCUCGAGAAGGCUUGGCAUUCGUUAGAUGUCCGGAGGGCUCUCAAGGCCUACCUGUCUAGGACCCAAGAGAUUCGACGAACGGAGUCUCUGUUUGUAUCCUUUCAUCCAAGGUCUAUGGGGCAUAAAGUAUCCAAUUCUACCUUAUCCCGUUGGUUAAGGGCAUGCAUUACUUUAGCAUAUGAGUCCCUGAAGCUGUCAGUUCCAGCUAGUAUAACGGCUCAUUCUACCAGGUCAGCUGCCACUUCGGCUGCUUUUGCCACUAAUGCUCCUGUUGCCGAUAUUUGCAGGGCUGCAGUCUGGUCUACCCCACACUCGUUUAUAAGGCAUUAUAAAAUUGAUCGUUAUGCCUCUGCUGACGCAUCUUUCGGCAGACGAGUGUUGCAACAGGUUCUUAAUGAGGAUUAACACGUGGGUGGUCCCUCCCUGUAUGGGCUGCUUUGGUACAUCCCGCAGUGAUGGCCCACCUCCUAUGGAAAAUCUACCAUUGGUCUCACCUGAAAGGUGAUUUUCAUAGGAGUGGGCCAUCACGGCCCUCCCAGUUGGAGGAUGACUAGAUAUUUUCUAAUGGGUUACAUAUUUUUUAAUCGGUUACAUAUUAUUGUUACGCUAUUAUAUUUAAAUGUAAGAGUGAAGUCAAGACUUUAGUUCUGUUAUAUUGUUAUGUUAGAAUCAUGUUAUUAUGCAUGUGACUAUUGUGUUAUUUUCCUGGCGGGCCUGUUGGCCUUGUUCUUGUAUUUUUAGAUAUUUCUUUUCAGACUCGCCACGAAUGAACUGGAGAGUGGGAGGGGCCUGACGCCCCUAGUCUUGACUUCAAAAACAUUCUUGCCUUCGCACGAUAGGUGGAACUAUAACCCGCAGUGAUGGCCCACUCCUAUGAAAAUCACCUUUCAGGUGAGACCAAUGGUACAUUUUGGAUCUGGCUUUUGGUUUUCAGAUAAUGAGACAAGGUAUCCAGUUCUUCUCCAAGGAUUUAUCACAUACUUCAAUACCACUUGUAUCCCAUCAUUGAAUUCCAGCCCAUCUUGCCUAGUACAAGACAGACAGAAACUGGAGCUUAAUGAUCCAAAUUUUUACAGCUUGCAAACAACCGUCUAGUAGAAUAAAUAUAAACCAAGGAUAUAUACGAGUCAACAGCUUGGGGGUUGUAUAUUUUGUUUCAGUCACAAAACUUAGAAUUUCUGGUUGCAGAAAGUGGUUGAUAUGUUACAAAAGUGAUCUCCUAGUACAUUUUCCUCAAAACAAGAACAACGGAACAUUGUGUAUGCACACUGCCAUUCUAAAGUUAUUCAGACUGCUGUGAAUUUUACUAUUUUCUAUCACUUUAUAUUUUAUAUUAUUUUAGUUUGCACUGCUCUUAUCUCCUUAAGAAAGGCAUUAUUUUGAAUGAAUAAAUAAAUAAAAUAGCAGCCAUUGAAUACAGUCUUGAGAAGAAAGAAUGCAAUCUACUAAAAGCUUACAUCUGGAAACCAUGCCUCACUCAUACCUGCAUAUUCUGUUGUAGCUAUAGUUUUACUGCAUCACCUUUUAUAAUGGUAUCCUACAUUAUACCAAAUUUGCAUUGUGAGCUUUUUCUGAUGAGGUCCAGGCUACAGUCCUGACCCUAUGGAAAAGGCCCAUUGAAAUUCAGUGGGUCUUCUGAAUAGACGUGGUUGGGUUUUUGUUAUCACUUAUGACUUGCGAAUCUCGCUGGAUUGCAUUAAAUUAAGUAACUCACUUU